Molecule: messenger RNA, 1518 nt
Organism: Trichoderma harzianum CBS 226.95
Lineage: Eukaryota; Fungi; Ascomycota; Sordariomycetes; Hypocreales; Hypocreaceae
Exons: 5
Coding region: 1-1518 (505 amino acids)
Molecular function (GO): NADP binding; N,N-dimethylaniline monooxygenase activity; flavin adenine dinucleotide binding
Source: RefSeq, a predicted model, not a curated record
AUGCAAAAAGGUAUUGCAGGAAUCUCGGCCGUGAAGAACUUGACUGAAGCUGGUUUUGAUGUAACUGGUUUCGAAGCUUCCGAUGCAAUUGGUGGCCUCUGGCACUAUACCGAGGAUGCGAGGACAAGCUGCUUAUCUAUCUUGAAGAAAUGGAUGUGGCUGAUUCUACAGUUUGGCUUCUCUGACUUUCCUUAUGCUGGUGAUGCAUCUGAUGGCCCGCUCUAUCCAAAAAAAAACCAGGCAUUUCUGGAGUCAUAUGCUGAGCAUUUUGGCAUUGUUCACCGAUUUCGACUCAAUACAAAAGUGACAACCGUCAGUCGAGUUGGGGAUAAGUGGUCUUUAUUGCUUACGGAUGCACAAGGUAAAAGAGAAGAGGAAAUGUUUGAUAGACUGGUCGUUUGUACUGGACUCUUCCAAACACCAAAAGAGCCUCGUGUUGAAGGGCUCGACCAAUUCAGAGGUAAAAUACUAAAUGCUCAUACAUACGAAAGCCCAAAGAGUUUCGAUGGGAAGCGAGUAUUGGUUGUUGGACUUGGCUCUACGGCUACAGACAUUGCCAGAGGUCUUGCUGGUAGAGCCAAUCAAGUUUUCAUAUCUCACCGAAAUGGGUGUCUGAUGUUGCCGUACGGUAAGGCAAACGAUGUAUGCUUCCCUCCUCUCCGCGAGCAGCGGAAAGCCAUCAAAAGGCCACCCUUUGAACAAGGCCAAAUACUCCACAAAGCUUUUCUCGAAAUGCAAGACGAAGCGUUCAAUCUGCGGCCAGAGUGGGGUCUUGCUAACGCUCCUGCAAUGCCUCAUAAGCUACCAAUCAUUGGAGACGAAUUCCAUGACCUUCUUGUAUCUGGAACUGUUACCUUGGUUGCCGGGGUAAGCCGGGUUCUUGACUCCCAUGUAGAACUUACAGACGGGAAAAAACUGGAAGUCGAUGCCAUAAUAUUUGCAAUUGGCUACAACAAGUCCUUUUCACUGCUAGGUCCCUACGAUCCCUCUAGGCAUAUGCCCCAGGCAUGGAAAGAUGCUCGUGGUUCUAUGGGACGACCUCUCGCAAGGCUUUACCAAGGCAUCUUUUCAUUGGAUUUCCCAGACUCUCUCGCCUACUCAGAGACCGUAGGUCCCACUUUAUCUGCUUCGAUCAACGCGGAUCUGGCGUCAAUGGCCCUGGCCCAGGUGUGGCUCGGAGCCUCAAAGUUGCCGUCCGCUAGGGAGAUGGCAAAGAGUGCCGACACACAAAAUCAGAUGGUGAUAUCACUGGCAAAGGAAGCCGAGAUUUUCGACCCUGCCAUUGUGAAUACCACGGAAUGGACUAUAUGGGCUGACAGGGCGGCAGGUCUGGGUAUUCAGGACAGAAUUGGGUACGGGUGGAAAUCCUGGUGGCUGUGGUUGACAGAUUAUCGUCUAUACAAAACACUUUUGGAUGGAAAGUUUGUGCCACAGGUCUAUAGGAUUUUUGAUGAAGGGAAACGGAAACCAUGGAAAGGCGCUCGUGAAUCGUUUUUCAAGGCCAAUGGAAUGAGUUGA